This is a messenger RNA of Closterium sp. Naga37s-1, 570 nucleotides long. Lineage: Eukaryota; Viridiplantae; Streptophyta; Zygnematophyceae; Desmidiales; Closteriaceae. The record is from the annotation of a GenBank genome assembly.
AUGUUAGUAAAGAUGCAGUUAGUAUCAUUUCCUGCCAGCCCAUGCGCGGUGCUGCCAUACCCAUCGCUGCCGCGCUUCUUUACAGACCCCAUCACUGACGCCCUCCCCUCUGUUGUCUUUCUCAUCCAACCCUUCCCGUUCUAUUCGCAGGAGCUGGUGGUGCUCAGGGUGGACCUGCAGCGCCACAUGCAGCGCAGCGCCGUGUUGCCGCCACUCAAGGACGUCGACCCCUUCACCCAUGUCAGUCGCAUGCGCCCUCUCACUCACGCCCGCCUCCUCUCGCCAUGGCCUAGCGCCCCUCUCGUUGGAAGCUCACGAGUGGCGACCACGGUGGUGCAUCAGGCGCAUCUCAGCCCGCUGCCCCUGGCCGCCCAGCCUGUGUUCUGGGACUAUGACUUCACUCUGCACCUCUUCCCCACACCCCACGUGCUCAUUCUGGCAGACUCAUCAGGGCAGAGCAGCGCUGUGGUGAAUGGCAUCACGUGCAUCAACCCCGGCUCCUUCUCCCUCGAUGGCACCUUCACUGCGUACUACCCAGCCUCACGCACAGUGGAGCACUGCAAUGUGUGA